AUGUUGAACAAUGCUUACUGCAGAGCAAAUGGUAAGUCGAAUCUUAGAGCAACUUGUUCUAAGGUUCAUCUCCACUUAAACAGGGAGGGGAGGAAACAUAUACACUUCCAUGGCUUCCAUAGAUCUUUUGCAUUGCAUAAGUCUGCAGUUAGUGGGUCAGACGCUUUUGUGAAUGGAUACAAAUGGGUGUUUAUGUGUGAAAUUUGUUUAUGGAAUUCUUGUUUAGUUUGGUUUUCUAGGGAGUUUGUUUCGGAUGAUGGGGAGUACACGGGUGUUGUUGAUAGUGCCAAAGAGUUGUUGCAGGCUGUUGAUGUUGUUCAUAGACUUACAACGAAUAACAUCACGUUCCAAUGUGAAGACCCACAUCAUUCUGUUGAGGGUGCAUUGGCAAUAGGCCAUGAAGAGGAUGAGGAUCGACAAAGAUAUUGCAUGGUUUGUGGUUGGUAUGUAGAGUAUGGUAGGUUUUGUAUAUUUCUUAAAAAUAUUAAUGGUUGA
Lactuca saligna is the source of this 495-nucleotide messenger RNA. The record is from the annotation of a GenBank genome assembly. Lineage: Eukaryota; Viridiplantae; Streptophyta; Magnoliopsida; Asterales; Asteraceae.